AUGUCCUGGAAAGACAAUUUUGGGUUCACAGACCGGUUGCGAGCCAUACAGUCUCUCACGACAGCUUACCAGCAGGCUUCUUCUUCGCCUACCUCUGCAUUUGCAGAAGCUAUGGCCCAAGCCAAGCGAGUCGAAACCGAGGCGUUUGAUAAGGCGACCUCGAAAAACGCAUAUGAUUAUAUCUGCCAACGGGCAAUUGAUGAAGCUGAAUUAGCAUCAUCCAAAGAGCUAGACACUAGCAACCUACAGCAUGUAGAGGAUAACGAUGAAGACCCAGAGACGUCAACUAGGCAAGUGAUCGGCCAAUAUCGGUCUUGUUUUGACCACUAUGCUGGUCUCCACUCCUCCAUCUACAGAUCAAAGUUGGAAGAUGGGACCGUUCGAGCAGUGAAAGUCACUAUUCCCCAUAUGAUGAUAGCCCCGCAUGAUGCUCACCGUGAAGCACGGUUGCUGCGUGAAGCUUCCCACGACCACAUAAUUCCAUUGAUCGAGACGUUUAACCUUGAUGGUGGGCGAUUUGUCUUGGUAUUUCCUUUUGUGCGAUAUGACUUCGAGCAGUUGCUCCGGCGAGACAUGGUAACUGCUGCUCAAACACGGUCGAUUCUGCGAGAUCUGUUCCAUGCCCUUACCCAUCUCCACAGCAUGGGUAUACUUCAUCGGGAUAUCAAGCCUUCCAAUAUUCUUAUGGACUCUCCUAAUGGACCAGCCUAUUUGGCAGAUUUCGGCGUUUCGUGGAAAGAAGACGAUACAGGAUCUGAGCCACACACGCAGAAAAUCACAGAUGUGGGCACGACCUGCUAUCGACCCCCAGAAAUUCUAUUUGGAUUCAAAAGAUACGGGACAUCCCUCGACAUGUGGGCUGCCGGCUGUGUAGUGGCAGAAGCCAUUGCCGUCGGCCACCAGCAGCUUUUCGACUCCGGGCCUGUGGGCAGCGAUCUAUCGCUGAUUUUCUCCAUCUUCAAAUUACUGGGCACUCCGGACGAACAGCGCUGGCCGGAAGUGAAGGUCUUGCCAGAUUGGGGAAAAGUGGAAUUCCAUUCUUUCCCCACGCAGCGAUGGGAUGACAUCCUCCCGGGUGCAUCGUCGAAUGGCCGUGAUUUAGUCAGCAAUCUAUUGCGCUAUGAGAGCAGCGAGAGACUCUCAGCAGCGGAGGCCCUUGCCCAUCCAUAUUUUGCUCAGAGUUGA
Penicillium griseofulvum is the source of this 1185-nucleotide messenger RNA. RefSeq names its product putative cell division protein kinase (Ctk1). The transcript is spliced from 5 exons. Gene Ontology annotation, cellular component: cytoplasm; nucleus. The record is from RefSeq and is a predicted model, not a curated record. Bases 1 to 1185 code for a protein of 394 amino acids. Gene Ontology annotation, biological process: protein phosphorylation. NCBI's taxonomy places the organism in Eukaryota, Fungi, Ascomycota, Eurotiomycetes, Eurotiales, Aspergillaceae. Gene Ontology annotation, molecular function: ATP binding; cyclin-dependent protein serine/threonine kinase activity.